Molecule: messenger RNA, 385 nt
Organism: Amoebophrya sp. A25
Lineage: Eukaryota; Dinophyceae; Syndiniales; Amoebophryaceae
Source: the annotation of a GenBank genome assembly
CCAUGUGUAGAAUGGCGGUGAGAGAAAAUGGAUAUGGACACCGACAAGUCUGUUCCGUCCCCGGUCCAAAGCACGGCUGGGUUUGUUGCGACGUGCUUCUAUUUACAAGCUGGUGACGGAAGAGGUCUAGGAAAAUUCUUCACGAGUUUGCGGAGGACGCCACGUGGGAACCAACGUGGAAAAUGUGGGAAUCCGACGCGUCAUGGACAAGACAGGAAUCCGAGAACGUGCGAAAAGGAGCAUCCUGAACGAAAUGCGAUACGCCAUUGGGAAAGUCGGAUAAUCCACGGGACAGGCCUGAUCAUGAAGGCGAAUCGGUCCUGUGACGAAAUUUAAGGCUACAAGAAAUCCAUCUUCGCGCAUCGCGAGACCGUGUUCAAGGGGA